AUAUCAUACGUAUUUAUUUGAGAUCAACGUUUGGUGAAGUAGCGCUAAUGAUUAAAAGAAAAGAAAUGCGGUGGACCCCACCACUCCCAACUACCCCCAAAAUCCCCCCCAAUUUAAACCACGGCACCCCCUCUCUUCCACCAACUCCCACCGCCAAAAAUCAAAAUGUCGCCGGAAAACCCCUCCGCCCCGCCCAAUUUCUGGGGCGACACGCCGGAGGAGGAGUACUACGCUUCCCAGGGCGUCCGCAAUUCGAAAUCCUACUUCGAAUCCCCACACGGCAGGCUCUUCACCCAAUCCUUCCUCCCCCUCGAACCGACCUGCCCCGUCAAGGGCUCCGUCUUCAUGACCCACGGAUACGGGUCCGACACCGGCUGGAUGUUCCAGAAGUUCUGCAUCAACUUCGCGAGCUGGGGCUACGCCGUCUUCGCCGCCGAUAUGCUUGGCCACGGCCGCUCCGACGGGAUCCGCUGCUACAUGGGGGACCUCCGCAAGGUCGCCGCGGCGUCGCUCAGCUUCUUCAAGAGCGUUAGGGUUAGCGAGGAUUACAAGGAUCUGCCGGCGUUUCUGGUCGGGGAGUCGAUGGGAGGCCUCGCCACGCUGCUCAUGUAUUUCCAGUCGGAGAAGGAUCUCUGGACCGGCCUCAUCUUCUCCGCGCCGCUCUUCGUCAUACCCGAGGCCAUGAUGCCGUCUAAGAUUCACUUGUUGGCGUAUGGAAUGCUAUUUGGAUUAGCCGAUACAUGGGCUGCAAUGCCGGACAACAAGAUGGUUGGCAAGGCCAUUAAAGAUCCCGAGAAGCUCAAGGUGAUCGCGAGCAACCCGUUGAGGUACACAGGGAAACCUAGGGUGGGGACGAUGAGGGAGUUGGUGAGGCAGACGGAGUAUGUGCAGAGCAACUUCGACAAGGUGACCGUCCCCUUCUUCACUGCGCAUGGGACAUCAGACGGGUUGGCUGAGGCGUCCGGAUCAGAGAUGUUGUACGAGAAGGCGAGCAGCGAGGACAAGACUCUGAAGCUGUAUGAAGGGAUGUACCAUUCUCUGAUACAAGGGGAGCCGGAUGAGAAUGCGAGUCUUGUGUUGGCUGACAUGAGGGCGUGGAUUGAUGAGAGAGCUGAGAGAUACUGCUUCCAAUUGACUUCUUUUCUGUUUUUAGUAACUUGAGAUUCAAGGCAUAGAGUGAACGAUGUGUAUGUCCAUAAAUGGAAAAGCUGGUACCACAAUGGACGGUGAAACUCAAAACAUUAGUUUGUGGUGUCGUUGUUUUGAAAUUAAUAAAAUUGUGUACAAUACAUUUGAUAU
This is a messenger RNA of Salvia miltiorrhiza (redroot sage), 1299 nucleotides long. RefSeq names its product caffeoylshikimate esterase. Gene Ontology annotation, cellular component: membrane. Lineage: Eukaryota; Viridiplantae; Streptophyta; Magnoliopsida; Lamiales; Lamiaceae. The transcript is spliced from 2 exons. Gene Ontology annotation, molecular function: lipase activity. Bases 166 to 1161 code for a protein of 331 amino acids. The record is from RefSeq and is a predicted model, not a curated record.